Molecule: messenger RNA, 468 nt
Organism: Ochotona curzoniae (black-lipped pika)
Lineage: Eukaryota; Metazoa; Chordata; Mammalia; Lagomorpha; Ochotonidae
Gene: CYYR1
Product: cysteine and tyrosine rich 1
Exons: 4
Coding region: 1-468 (155 amino acids)
Source: RefSeq, a predicted model, not a curated record
AUGGACACUUCGCGGCUGCCCGGGCGUCCUGGGGUCUUGCUUCCCAAGUUAGCGCUGCUCUUGGUCUGUGCAGGUGAUUGUCUGGCUCAGUGUGGCAAAGACUGCAGAUCUUACUGUUGUGAUGGGACCACACCCUACUGUUGCUCCUAUUAUGCCUACAUUGGAAAUAUUCUCUCAGGCACUGCAAUUGCUGGCAUUGUGUUUGGGAUCGUAUUCAUCAUGGGGGUCAUCGCCGGAAUUGCCAUUUGCAUCUGCAUGUGUAUGAAGAACAACCGGGGCACCCGUGUGGGCGUUAUCAGGACCACUCAUAUCAACACCAUCUCCUCCUACCCUGUGGCACCACCCCCAUACAGCUGCGACUACGAGAUGGAAUACUGUCGAGACUUACCCCCUCCCUACUCCCCAACUCCACAGACAUCAGCACAACGCUCUCCACCCCCUCCUUAUCCUGGGAGUUCAAGGAAAUAA